Messenger RNA from Cuculus canorus (common cuckoo), 1270 nucleotides. RefSeq names its product maestro heat-like repeat family member 5. Gene Ontology annotation, cellular component: cytoplasm. The record is from RefSeq and is a predicted model, not a curated record. Lineage: Eukaryota; Metazoa; Chordata; Aves; Cuculiformes; Cuculidae. The transcript has 9 exons. The coding region runs from base 32 to 1270 and encodes 412 amino acids.
UCUGCCUCUUCCCCACUCUCCAGGCAGGUCAAUGCCAACGGACGGAGGACACCUCCAGAAAGACACUGAGGAUACCUCUGUGACCGAUUUUCUCGACGCCAAGGGCAUUCUCAUGAGGCUGGCACGAUACCUCCGAAGCGAGGAGAAGACGGACAUCGUCGUCGCGGCCAUUGAGGCAAUGAACUGGUGGAGUGUCUCUGACAAGGAUGCAGCAAGAAAUGUGGUGGAUGUGGCCAUGGGCGCCCCUGAGUGCUGGCUGCUGGAUGUCCCAAACAUCAUCAAGUCCAUCCACCAAAACAUCACAGGCGUCAAAAUGGAGACAGCGCGGCACAGCGUGGAGUCACUGCUGCUCCUCCUGACCCAGCAUCAUCCGACCAAAGUGCUUGCGACACUAAUGACCAUCGCACCACCAAGAGACAGCUCUGCCCUGCCUGUGUGGGAGGCCAUGUUCUCCAUGCCAGAAACCAUGGAGAGCAUCUUGAUGGAGCUGUUCUUGUGGCACCAGAGGGAACGGGAGCAGCUCCUCUACGCUUUACCGGAGGACAUCGGCAUCCUUCAGUUGCUUGUCCUGGCCUGCAAGGACUUCCAAAAUGACAGUUUUGAGGCAUUGUGUAAAUUCUGGAGAUUCCUGAGGUCUCCAAACCCAGCCAUAUGCCCACUAGUGCUCCAAGGCUUCAUGGUGCUCUCUCAGAGAGCCGAGACGGCAAGAAGAAUGCGGGUCCUCCUGCCGGACAUAACAGAGGACCUGCAGUCCAGCAGUGAAGAUAUCGUGAUAAGGGCCCUGGGGACCAUUCGAAAUAUAACAGGUUAUCUGAAGAAGGAGGAGGCCAGCUCCAGCGCCUUGCAGCUUGUGGAAAAGCUGCUGCCCCUCUUUGAUCACGAGCUCAGCCAGGUGAGACAACAAGCCAUCGGGUGCUUCAAGGAGCAGCUGAAGAGCGUGGCAUGGAAGCACAAGAGCCUGAUGAACAGCAAAGUGAGAAUGGCCCUGCUCCCUCUAUUCUUGCACUUGAGCGAUGAAACGCCAAGUGUGGCCAAGGCAUCUGAGGAAGCUCUCCUGGUGGCAGCAAAGUUCCUCGGCUGGAGGGAGCUCAAAGAGCCCAUCCGGUCUCAGCAGAUGUGGAUAAUAGCAGAGUGCUUGGAGGGAAGAGAGUACAGCAUGAACAGAGAAGAGAAUGAAAACUCAGAGAAAGAGCGGUGUAUUAAGCAGACCCAGAUACCAACAGAGAACACAGGACUUGUUAACAACAAGGCAAAUACUGGCUACUACUAA